Messenger RNA from Triticum turgidum subsp. durum (durum wheat), 927 nucleotides. The record is from the annotation of a GenBank genome assembly. Lineage: Eukaryota; Viridiplantae; Streptophyta; Magnoliopsida; Poales; Poaceae.
AUGGGGAUGAAGAAUCUCUCGUUGUUCAUGGGGUUGCUCAUGCGUGCGUUGUUUCCAGUGCUGUCACGACAAGAUGGUUUUGAUCAAUGGGUGACAUUGCAAGAGAUGUUCCGUGAGAAGGUGUUCAUUGGGAAAGGUAAGCCUUUCAUCACGCUAAAGUCCGAUCCCUCCAACCCUGCUAUUAUCGUCUGGAAUGAUACUGCCAUGACCAAGGGCAAGGAUGGCAAGGUCCUCACCUCCCGUGGUAGUAGCACUGUCACCAUAGAGUCUGACUAUUUCAUUGCCUAUGGUAUUAUCAUCAAGAAUGAUGCACUUCCUGCCAAGGCGGGCGAGAAACAAGUGCAAGCCACUGCAUUGCAUGUGACGGGCACAAAGGCAAUUUUCUAUAACUGCACGAUCGAGGGCGGCCAGGGAGCCUUGUAUGACCAUCAGGGGCUUCACUACUUCAAGGCCUCUACAAUCAAGGGAAGUGUCGACUUCAUCUUUGGGUCCACACGAUCUUUGUAUGAGGACUGUAGUAUCAUCUCUACUAACAAGGAUAUCACCAACAUGAAAGUGGCACAAGAGGGGUGGGCUAGCGAGAGCCGUAUCAACAGUGAGAGUGGUUUCUCCUUCAAGAAUUGUACCAUUAAGGGUGAGGGGAAACCAUUAUUCUUAGGAAGGGCAUCAGGGAACUUCUCGCAGGUUGUGUACUCCACCGAGAUGGACAGCGAAAUUGUUCCCAUCAUAUGGGAAAAGGGGAAUAUGACAAUUCCUAAGAGUGGGAUCUACUAUGGUGAGUUCAAAUGCUAUGGGCCUGGGUUAGAUGCAUCGAAGAAGGCUGGAUGGGCCCUAUCCCUAACUGAGGCUCAGGCCAAGCCCUUUACCUGCAAAAGCUUCAUCUCAGGUGGCUCAUGGAUUACUCCCCUUCCCCCGGCUGAUCCAUAG